ACCUGGAGAGAGAGAGAACCGGGUCUUCAGUCUCGAACCGGUGGGCCGGAGGGAAGGAGCUCCGUGACCCUGAAUCUAUUUCGCAAUUGUUCGCCGCACACAUAUAUCGUCUUCCAUUCUUCGAAUUUUCGGUUCCUCUCGUUCUCGAUUCUUCUAUCCCAUCUUUCCUCGUUUCCGAUCGGGAAUCUGUACGUCGAGGAAGCCCCGUGGAUUCGUUAGGCGAGACCGAUUCCAAGAAUACACCGUUCGAUCGAGUGUGGUUACGAGAAGGACUCGCCGAGCCGGAGAGCAGAUAUCUCGUGGAUCGUUUGUGCAAGUGAAUUCUCGUCGAGCCUGUCCGCCGCAGGAGCUUCAGUGGUGUUACAUGUAACCAAGGGGAGCACGAGGAUCACGACGCGGAACCCAGGAGCCACCAAACAGAUAAUAUGCUGAUAAGAGAAUUGGCGACCGUGUGGGUCGCCGUCCUCUUGUGCCAUCUUCAGCUAACGGAGUCUCAGGUCCCCGCCACGAACGUCUUCACCUGUCCGAACGGAUGGGAACUGAGGGGCAUACACUGUUACAAAUUCUUCAACAUCAGGCACUCCUGGGAAAAAGCAGCAGAGCUAUGCAGAAGGUACGGCAGCGAAUUGAUGGUAGUGGAGUCGUACAGCGAGAACAACAUGUCCGCGAGCAUGAUCGGCCGGCAUUUGGAUCGUUACUGGCUGGGGCUGGCCUCCCUCGACGAUUUACGGACCAACACGCUCGAAUCGGCGGCAGGAAUGCUCGUCUCCCAAUACGCCGGUUUCUGGGCGUCGAAGCAACCGAAUCCUCAAUCAGGUGAAUGCGUGGACGUCGCCUUGACGGACGACCGGCAGACGUGGGAGCUGACCACGUGUGAAUCACUGCUUCCGUUCAUGUGCCGCGCCAACGCCUGCCCCGCAGGCUCGUUCCACUGUUCGAACGGCAAAUGCGUGAACGCCGCGUUCAGGUGCGACAAACAGGACGACUGCGGCGAUUUCUCGGACGAAAUAGACUGUCCGGUUAACUGUCAGUUCUACAUGGCGAGCAGCGGGGACGUCGUCGAGAGUCCUAAUUAUCCGCACAAGUAUGCACCCCUCAGCAACUGCAAGUGGACCUUGGAGGGGCCCCAAGGUCACAACAUCCUUCUGCAGUUCCAAGAGUUCGAAACGGAGAAGAGCUUCGACAUAGUCCAGAUCCUGGUCGGCGGCAGGACCGAGGAGAAGUCCGUGAACCUGGCAACGCUCUCCGGCAAACAGGAGCUGAGCAACAAGCUGUUCGUGUCCGCCUCGAACUUCAUGAUCAUUAAAUUCAGCACGGACUCUUCCGUGGAGAGGAAAGGUUUCCGUGCUUCUUGGAAGACCGAACCGCAAACCUGCGGCGGUAUCCUUCGCGCGACGCCCCAAGGUCAGGUGCUGACUUCACCGGGAUAUCCGCAGAAUUAUCCCGGAGGUUUGGAAUGCCUAUACAUCCUGCAGGCUCAGCCGGGUCGUAUCAUGUCUCUGGAGAUUGAAGACUUGGAUCUCGAGAUGAAUCGUGACUACAUCCUUAUUCGCGACGGUGACUCACCGAUGAGCAGGCCGAUCGCCCGUCUCACCGGCAAAUCGGAGGAUAAUCCGACGGUGAUAAUGUCCACCGGUAACAGCCUGUACCUGUACUUCAAGACGAGCCUCGGCGACUCGAGGCGCGGGUUCAGCAUUCGGUACACUCAAGGAUGCAAGGCGACGAUCAUCGCCAGGAACGGGACCGUUCAGUCGCCGUCUUUCGGGCUGAACGAGUACCCCAACAACCAGGAGUGCUUGUACAGGGUCAAGAACCCGCAGGGAGGACCUCUGUCGCUGAAAUUCGUUAGCUUUAACGUUCAUAAGACUGAUUUUGUACAGAUCUACGAUGGUCCAAACACUAACGGACUUAGACUGCAUCCCGGAAACGGAUUCACAUCAAAUACUCGACCAAAAAUCACUCUCACUGCCGAAAGCGGAGAAAUGUUGGUACGGUUCACUUCUGACGCAUUGCAUAGUAGUCCUGGAUGGCAAGCGGAGUUCUCAGCAGACUGCCCGUACCUUCAAUCUGGCGAGGGUGCUCUCGCCUCUAGCAGAGACACUGCCUUUGGCACACCAGUUACAUUCUCUUGUCCCUUGGGUCAAGAAUUCGCGACUGGCAAGCUCAAAAUCACCACCGAGUGUUUGCCAGGUGGAAACUGGUCUGUCACUUAUAUUCCCAACUGCCAAGAAGUCUACUGCGGCCCCGUGCCUCAGAUUGACAAUGGGUUCUCCAUUGGAUCGUCUAACGUCACUUACAAAGGCCUAGCUACUUAUCAGUGCUACGCAGGAUUUGCGUUUCCUUCUGGUAGGCCUACUGAGAAGAUUUCGUGCAUGGCUGAUGGAAGAUGGGAGAAGAAACCUUCUUGCUUGGCUUCUCAGUGUUCGCCACUCCCGGAAGCUCCCCAUUCAAACAUCACUAUCCUCAACGGAGGCGGUCGCAGCUACGGGACGAUAGUCAGAUUCGAAUGCGAGCCGGGCUACGUCAGAAGCGGGCAUCCCGUGAUUCUCUGCAUGAGCAAUGGAACCUGGUCCGACGAGGUGCCAACGUGUUCCCGAGCUAAGUGCCCGUUGCUACCCACGAUCAAGAACGGUUUCGUGGUCGACACAAGUAGGGACUACUUUUAUGGCGACGAAGCCAGGGUUCAAUGCAACAGAGGCUACAAACUAUCUGGCUCCAACAUCAUACAGUGUGGGCCAAAUCAGCACUUCGACAACGUUCCCACUUGCGAAGAUAUAAACGAAUGCGCAUCCAGCCAGUGCGACUUGGCCUCCACCGAAUGCAUAAACAAUCCCGGUGCGUUCACCUGCAAAUGCAAACCAGGCUUUGCUCCGACUAUGGAGUGCAGACCUAUUGGGGAUCUCGGACUCAUCAAUGGCGGCAUUCCUGAUGAAUCGAUUACUGUUUCGAGUUCUGAGAAUGGGUAUACUAAGACGGGAAUACGUCUGAACAAUGGCGACGGCUGGUGCGGCAACAACAUCGAGCCAGGCACCAACUGGGUGAUGAUCGACAUGAAAGCUCCAACAAUCAUUCGCGGAUUCCGAACUCAAGUCGUGGCCAGGGUAGACGGCAACAUAGCUUAUACCUCGGCAGUUCGAAUUCAGUACACGGACGACCUGACGGAUGUCUUCAAGGACUACACGAAUCCCGACGGCACACCGGUGGAAUUCAGGAUCUUGGAACCUACCCUUUCUGUCCUAAACUUGCCAGUGCCUAUCGAGGCUCGGUACGUGAGGUUCAGAAUACAGGAUUACAUCGGGGCGCCGUGCAUGAAACUCGAAAUCAUGGGCUGCACUCGCCUGGAGUGCACCGACAUGAACGAAUGCGCGGUGAACAACGGCGGCUGCCAUCAGAAAUGCAUCAACAACCCUGGCAGCUACGCCUGCAUGUGUAACACUGGCUACGAGUUGUACAAAGGAAACGGCACAGCCGGAUUUCACAUUGAAAAGUACGAGACCGGUGAAAGGGACGGGGAUCUGUAUCAGAAGAACAAGACCUGCGUGCCUGUUAUGUGUCCUGCUCUGUCUGCGCCGGAGAAUGGCAAGAUCUUGUCGACUAAACAACAGCAUCACUUCGGAGACCUCGUUAAGUUCCAAUGUAACUUCGGUUACGUGUUGUCCGGUUCCUCAGCCGUCAUCUGCACAUCCAGCGGAGUUUGGAAUGGCACCACACCAGAGUGUCAAUAUGCCAAGUGCGUAUCUCUGCCUGACGACAAAAACGAGGGACUAUCGGUAGUCCGCAGCGACGAGGCAAGCGUGUUGGUGCCUUUCAAGCAGAACGUCACCCUGAAAUGCGGCAGUAAUGGCAGAUACCUUCGAAACACAGCCACGUCCGGUUUCCGGCAGUGCGUCUACGAUCCCAAACCCGGUUUACCAGAUUAUUGGCUCUCGGGAUCUCAGCCAGCCUGUCCUAGAGCUGACUGUGGAAAGCCUUUGCCUACUCCUGGAGCUGAAUACGGCCAAUAUCUGGACACCAAGUACCAGUCCUCUUUCUUCUUCGGUUGCCAGGACACGUUCAAGCUCGCCGGACAGACCAACCGCCACGAUAACGUCGUCAGGUGCCAAGCUAACGGCAUCUGGGACUUUGGUAAUUUGAGAUGCGAAGGUCCAGUUUGCGAGGAUCCUGGCAGACCGAGCGAUGGCUACCAAGUGGCCAGAAGCUACGAGCAGGGAUCCGAAGUUCAGUUUGGCUGCAGCAGGCCAGGGUACAUCCUCAUCAAUCCCAGACCCAUUGUUUGCGUCAGAGAGCCGGAGUGCAAGGUGGUGAAGCCUCUAGGCUUAGCUUCCGGUCGCAUCCCGGACUCCGCCAUCAAUGCAACUUCCGAAAGGCCGAACUACGAAGCGAAGAACGUUCGCUUGAACUCCGUGACCGGUUGGUGCGGCAAGCAAGAGGCGUUCACUUACGUCAGCGUCGAUCUAGGCCAGGUUUAUCGAGUAAAAGCGAUUCUGGUGAAAGGCGUGGUCACGAAUGACAUCGUCGGAAGACCCACGGAGAUCAGGUUCUUCUACAAGCAGGCUGAAAUCGAGAACUACGUGGUCUACUUCCCGAAUUUCAAUUUAACCAUGAGAGAUCCUGGAAACUACGGCGAACUGGCGAUGAUCACUCUGCCUAAGUACGUUCAAGCUCGUUUCGUCAUCUUGGGGAUUGUCAGCUACAUGGACAACGCUUGCUUGAAGUUUGAGCUGAUGGGCUGCGAAGAGCCCGUGGCAGAACCAUUAUUGGGUUACGAUUACGGUUUCUCUCCUUGCGUGGAUAACGAGCCGCCAGUGUUCCAGAAUUGUCCUCAGCAACCUAUAGUAGUGCAGAAGGGAGCUGACGGUGGAUUGCUGCCUGUGAACUUCACUGAACCCACGGCCAUCGACAACAGCGGAAGCAUCGCCCGUCUUGAAGUUAAACCUCACAGUUUCAGGACACCUUUGAGAGUGUUCGAGGACUCCGUGGUUAAAUACGUGGCAUUCGAUUAUGAUGGAAAUGUCGCCAUUUGCGAGAUCAACAUCACUGUUCCUGAUCUGACGCCACCCAAGCUUAGCUGCCCACAGAGUUACGUGAUCGAAUUAGCCGACAAGCAAGACAGUUACGUGGUUAACUUCAAUGAAACUCGAAGACGUGUGAACGCCACCGAUGCCUCUGGUCCAGUGAAGAUCACGUUCGUCCCGGAGAGAGCAGUGAUACCAAUCGGUAGCUUCGAGAAUGUAACUGUUUACGCCACUGACUCUAGCGGCAACCGAGCGUCCUGUCACUUCCAAGUGUCAGUGCAAGCAACACCUUGCGUGGACUGGGAACUGAAGCCGCCGGCUCAUGGAGGAUUGAAAUGUGUACCUGGCGACAAGGGUUUGCAAUGCAUAGCAACUUGCAAGAAUGGGUACAGGUUCACCGACGGUGCUCCGGUGAAGACUUUCACUUGUGACGUUAAUAAACACUGGUCCCCCACUUCAGUUGUUCCUGAUUGUGUCUCUGAGAACACUCAACAAGCCAACUAUCACGUGGUAGCGGCAGUAACUUACCGCGCCAAUGGCGCAGUCUCGAGGUCUUGUCUUCCACAAUACCAGGACCUAAUGUCCCAAUAUUAUAUAAACCUGAACAACAUUCUGACUCAACGCUGUUCCGCUGUUAACGUAAACAUGAACGUGUCGUUUGUAAGGUCCGUACCUUACCUGCUAGAGGAGAACGUCUUGAAGAUGGACUUCAUUCUUGUUAUCGUUCCUGCCAUACGUCAGCCUCAACUGUACGACCUCUGCGGGUCCACGUUGAAUCUAAUCUUCGAUCUCUCCGUGCCUUCCACCAGCGCAGUCAUCGAGCCACUGUUAAACGUCUCCUCUAUCGGCAACCAGUGUCCUCCGCUGCGAGCCUUGAAGUCGUCUAUCACUAGAGGCUUCACGUGUAGCAUCGGAGAGGUUCUGAACAUGGACACCAACGACGUGCCGCGAUGUUUACACUGUCCCGCUGGCACGUUCGCCGGAGAAAAGCAGAAACAAUGUACAUCCUGUCCGAAAGGCUUCUAUCAGAAUAGCGACCGCCAAGGAUCCUGUCUGCGCUGUCCAUUCGGCACGUACACGGAAGAAGAAGGUUCCAAGAGCAUAGACGAUUGCGUGCCAGUUUGCGGAUACGGGACGUACUCGCCCACUGGCCUGGUGCCUUGCUUGGAAUGUCCUAGGAACAGCUACACAGGGGAACCACCGGUCGGUGGCUACAAGGACUGCCAGACCUGUCCAGCCGGAACGUUCACGUACCAACCAGCUGCGCCAGGUCGCGACCGAUGCAGAGCCAAGUGCUCGCCUGGCAUGUAUUCGGACACUGGGCUAGCACCUUGCGCUCAGUGUCCCAAGGACUUCUUCCAGCCCCAACACGGAGCAACCACAUGCGUCGAGUGUCCAACGAACAUGUACACGGAUGGUCCAGGUGCAGUUGGUCGCGAGGAAUGCAAGCCUGUACAGUGCACUGACAGCGUUUGCCAGCAUGGCGGCCUAUGCGUGCCCAUGGGUCACGGUGUUCAGUGCUUGUGUCCGGCUGGAUUCUCCGGAAGACGGUGCGAAAUCGACAUCGACGAAUGCGCAUCUCAACCGUGCUACAAUGGCGCGACUUGUAUAGACCUGCCGCAGGGGUACAGGUGCCAAUGCGCGAAUGGGUACUCUGGAAUCAACUGCCAGGAGGAGAAGUCGGAUUGUAGUAAUGACACCUGUCCUGAAAGGGCGAUGUGCAAAGACGAGCCUGGGUUCAGUAACUACACGUGUCUGUGUAGGUCUGGGUACACCGGAGUCGACUGCGAUAUCACGAUAAACCCAUGUACCGCAAGCGGAAAUCCAUGCAACAACGGCGCCACCUGCGUAGCCCUGCAGCAGGGUCGCUAUAAAUGCGACUGCUUGCCAGGCUGGGAAGGCCAGAGCUGCGAGAUCAACACCGACGACUGCGCAGAGAAGCCUUGCCUGCUGGGAGCUAACUGUACCGACUUAGUGGCUGACUUCAGCUGCGACUGUCCUCCAGGAUUUACUGGCAAACGGUGUCACGAGAAGAUUGACCUAUGCUCGGGCAAUCCUUGUCUGAACGGUAUCUGCGUGGACAACUUGUUCAGCCACGAGUGUAUUUGUCAUCCUGGCUGGACUGGCUCAGCUUGUGAAACCAACAUCAACGAGUGCGGCAACAAACCUUGUCGGAACAACGGCCAGUGCAUCGAUCAAAUAGAUGGGUACACCUGCACCUGCGAGCCAGGGUACACUGGCAAGCAGUGUCAACACACGAUCGACGAUUGUUCUUCGGACCCCUGUCAGAACGGAGGCACUUGUCUAGAUCAAUUGGAAGGGUUUGUGUGCAAGUGUAGGCCAGGUUUCGUUGGCCUCCAGUGCGAGGCAGAGCUGGACGAGUGUCUCAGCGAUCCUUGCAGUCCAGUGGGAACGGAUCGCUGCGUCGAUCUCGACAACACCUUUGUUUGUCACUGCCGUGAAGGUUAUACAGGCGCUGCUUGCGAAAUUAACAUCGACGACUGCGUAUCUGGCCCGUGUCUGAACGGCGCUACGUGCAGAGAUGAAGUUGGCGGGUUCAAGUGCAUGUGUCCAGAAGGGUGGACCGGCGUUCACUGCGAGAUCGAUGUGGGAAUGUGUCAGAAUCACCCUUGCCAGAAUGACGCGGCGUGUGUCGACUUGUUCGUUGAUUACUUCUGCGUAUGUCCAUCGGGAACUGAUGGGAAACAAUGCGAAACCGCUCCAGAACGUUGCAUUGGAAAUCCGUGCAUGCAUAACGGACGUUGUCAAGACUUUGGAUCUGGCCUUAAUUGCACGUGUCCCGAUGACUACACUGGAAUCGGAUGUCAGUACGAGUAUGACGCCUGCCAAGCCGGUGCUUGCAAAAAUGGCGCCACGUGUAUCGACGAUGGGCCUGGAUUCACUUGCAUUUGUCCAGCAGGAUACACAGGUAAAACGUGUGAGGAUGACAUAAUCGACUGUAAGGAGAACUCGUGUCCUCCGUCAGCAACGUGCAUUGAUCUUACUGGCAAAUUCUUCUGUCAAUGUCCGUUUAACUUAACUGGAGAUGAUUGUAGAAAAUCAAUCCAAGUGGAUUACGACUUGUACUUCAGUGAUCCAGCACGUAGCAGUGCUGCCCAAGUAAUUCCAUUCUUCACUGGUGGAAGUAAAAGCUUGACCGUGGCUAUGUGGGUACAGUACCUUCAAAAGGAUGAGGCUGGAAUCUUCUUCACCCUCUAUGGCGUUAGUUCAGCGCAUGUACCAACAAACCGUAGAUUGAUGAUACAAGCACACAGCAAUGGUGUCCAAGUAUCUCUGUUCCAUGACUUGCAAGAUGUUUAUCUACCAUUCCGAGAAUACGCGACCAUCAAUGAUGGCCAAUGGCAUCAUGUUGCUGUGGUUUGGAAUGGCGAGAACAGUGGUGAACUGGUUUUGAUCACUGAAGGACUUAUCGCUAGCAAGACUGAAGGCUAUGGAAGUGGUAGAUCUCUGCCAGCUUAUGCCUGGGCUGUACUAGGAAAGCCACAAACUGAAAACGCAAAGGGUUACACCGAAUCUGGAUUCCAAGGACAUCUGACCAAAGUUCAGAUUUGGAGCAGAGCAUUGCACGUGACCAAUGAAAUACAGAAACAAGUUAGAGACUGUCGCACUGAACCUGUUCUGUACCAAGGUCUGGUACUGACUUGGGCUGGAUAUGAUGAGACAGUCGGUGGUGUUGAGAGAGUAGUACCAUCUCACUGUGGUCAGAGAGUCUGUCCACCCGGAUAUGGUGGCAGCAAAUGCCAACAGCUGGAAUCCGACAAGAUUCCACCUAAAGUUGACCACUGUCCUGGUGAUCUAUGGGUGAUUGCCAAGAAUGGUUCAUCCAUUGUCACUUGGGAUGAACCAAGAUUUAUUGACAAUGUUGGAAUAGUAAAGAUUCAAGAGAAGAAUGGACACAAAUCUGGACAGACACUGAUGUGGGGAACUUAUGACAUCAGUUAUGUUGCUUAUGAUCAAGCUGGCAACUCUGCCAGUUGUAACUUCAAGGUUUACGUGUUAUCUGACUUCUGUCCUGAAUUGGCUGAUCCAAUUGGAGGUACCCAACAAUGCAAAGACUGGGGCUCAGGCGGACAAUUCAAAGUUUGCGAAAUCUUCUGCAACCCUGGCCUCAGGUUCUCUCAAGAAGUACCCAAGUUCUACACCUGUGGAGCAGAAGGCUUCUGGAGGCCUACCAACGACCCAUCUCUUCCACUGAUCUAUCCUGCUUGCACAAGCGCCACACCAGCUCAACGUGUCUUCAGAAUCAAAAUGAACUUCCCGACGUCGGUGCUCUGCAACGAAGCCGGCCAAGGUGUGCUCAAGAAAAAGGUUAGAGACGCUGUGAACUCCUUAAACAGGGACUGGAACUUCUGCUCGUACUCCUUCGAAGGAACACGCGAAUGCAAGGACUUGAACAUCGACGUGCAAUGCGACCACCGUACACGCACGACCCGCGAAACGAACGAAGAAGAUGGCGGCACGUACAUCAUUUCGGCAGUAGUCCCAGCGGAAUCAACGAGACAAGCGCGGCAAGGCAGUGAUACCUACGAGGUGGAGAUCUCGUUCCCAGCGAUAAACGACCCGAUUCUGAACGCUAACUCGAACGAGAGAGCGACAGUCCAAACGCUAUUGGAAAGACUGAUCCUGGAAGAGGACCAAUUCGACGUGCACGACAUUUUGCCGAACACAGUGCCCGACCCAGCAUCCCUGACAUUAGAGUCCGAUUAUGACUGUCCGGUUGGGCAAGUGGUGAUGGCGCCAGAUUGCGUACCCUGCGCCGUGGGAACCUUCUACGACGAAGAGACGAAGCAGUGCCUAUCCUGUCCAGUCGGUAGCUAUCAAAGCGAGUCAGGCCAACUGAAGUGCAGCUCCUGUCCUGUGAUCGCCGGUCGCCCCAGCGUAACAGUGGGUCCAGGUGCCCGAAGCGCAGCUGACUGCAAGGAACGUUGCCCAGCUGGGAAGUACUACGACGACGUGGCUGGCCUCUGUCGCAGCUGCGGUCACGGUUUCUACCAACCCAACGAGGGAAGCUUCUCUUGUCUACUGUGCGGGCUAGGCAAGACCACCAGAACAGCUGAAGCUGUGUCCCGCGAGGAGUGCAGAGAUGAAUGCGGAUCAGGACAACAGUUAGCAGUAGAGGGCAAGUGCGAACCUUGUCCUCGCGGUAGCUACCGUACUCAAGGUGUCCAGGCUGCCUGCCAGGCUUGUCCGACUGGCAGAACUACACCGAACAUGGGAUCAGCGUCGAUAGAAGAGUGCUCCCUUCCUGUCUGCGAUCCUGGCACCUACCUGAACGGAACUUUGAACGAAUGUAUGCAGUGCAAGAAGGGCAUGUACCAGUCCGAGCCGCAGCAAACAUUCUGCAUCCCUUGUCCACCGAACACUAGCACCAAGGGAACAGCGGCGACCAGCAAGUCUGACUGCACCAAUCCCUGCGAAACCAGUGACGCAGAGAUGCACUGCGAUGCGAACGCCUAUUGCCUGCUGAUACCGGAAACCAGUGACUUCAAGUGCGAGUGCAAGCCGGGCUACAAUGGCACCGGUACCGAGUGCACCGACGUCUGCAUGGGCUACUGCGAUAACGAGGGAGUGUGCCUGAAGGAUUCGCGUGGACAGCCGUCGUGCAGGUGUAGCGGCAGCUUCACUGGCAAACGGUGCACGGAGAAGUCCGAGUUCUUCUAUAUCACCGGUGGCAUCGCUGGUGGUGUUAUCCUGAUCAUCUUCGUCGUCCUCUUGGUGUGGAUGAUCUGCGUCAGAGCUUCUCGCAAGAAGGAACCGAAGAAGAUGCUGACACCAGCAACGGAUCAGAACGGUUCGCAAGUGAACUUCUAUUACGGUGCACCAACACCGUACGCGGAGUCCAUCGCGCCGUCCCAUCAUAGCACCUACGCUCAUUAUUACGACGACGAAGAAGACGGGUGGGAAAUGCCUAACUUCUAUAACGAGACUUACAUGAAAGAGAGUCUGCACAAUGGUAAAAUGAACAGUCUCGCUCGUUCGAACGCCAGUAUUUAUGGCACGAAAGACGAUCUGUACGACAGACUGAAGCGUCACGCGUACCCUGGCAAAAAAGACAAAAGCGACAGUGAUAGCGAGGGUCAGUGACGGCGACGAGCGGCGACGUUCUACCAGCGUAGAAUAUAAAAUAAAAUUUAUCAACGUCCCCGGUGUGCCCAACAACGGGGACCGUUGCUCCAACCGUCGAAUCUAAUUAUUUAUUAUUCCCGAGACGAAGGUGUUGUACCGAUAGCGUGUAUACAGGGAAUCGCGGCGGUUUCUCGCGGAACGAGACGUUUCGCGACCGCGAUGUCUCGGAUGCUCGCGUUCCGGUCGUGUAUUUACACUUACGAAAAAAAUGGCGCGUGUUAAUCGACGGUUAACCAACCGAGUCCUGGAACGAUGAUCCAUCGUGGAUCAUUGUUUCGGCAUCUGUCGGUCGAUUGAACGCCCAGUGAAAUUCGAAUGAGUGAGAGACCGAGUGAAUGAAUGCGCGACAAAGAGUAAGAGAGCAAGAGAGAGUGCGUGUGUGAGAGAGAACGCAGCUCACGCGUCACGGUUUUCAUGAAAAGACUACGUGCGAGGUUGUAAUUUUUUGUAAUUUAAUACCGUCUAGCCGUGUAAGGACUUUAUUAUAUUAAUUAACUCCUACGAUUAACGGUGCGAACGAGAGAGACCACGUGUGUGCAUGGUAUGUUAAUACUACCCUAAUACGUAAGCGAAUUUAUAUUUUGUUACUGUAGACACUCGUAUCGCACGCUGUAAAAUAAUAUUCCACGUAGGCGCGCGGAAA
Molecule: messenger RNA, 11805 nt
Organism: Nomia melanderi (Alkali bee)
Lineage: Eukaryota; Metazoa; Arthropoda; Insecta; Hymenoptera; Halictidae
Gene: uif
Product: sushi, von Willebrand factor type A, EGF and pentraxin domain-containing protein uif
Biological process (GO): Notch signaling pathway
Molecular function (GO): Notch binding; calcium ion binding
Source: RefSeq, a predicted model, not a curated record